CCGUGUGCGAAUGUUUUGAUCAUUUUAUUCAUCACUUUAAAAAAGCGGAUGAUUAAUGCAAUCUAUUUUUUCAAAUAUCGGUAGCAUGUGAGGACAGACUAAAUCGAAAUUUCAUCGCGUUCGAGUGUGGUUUAUUCUUUUGUUUAGUAGUCAAUACAUAUAUUUAUAUAUUAAGAUGGAUACAGGUGAAUUUCUCAACAUUAGCGAGAUUGAAACUACGACAGCCAUCAUUGCAAAGAACAUAACAAAUUCCGUCACCUCCAAUAAAUUUGUAGACCCACUGUUCAACAAAUACGCCAUUAUUGGUGCCCUGCUUCUAUUUACUAGCCUACUUUUGGUAUCAGUGCUCUACUAUUAUACUAAAACCUAUAACUCAUGUUGCCGUGAUGAACAUGUCAGUCACUUGUACAGCAUGGCCAAAGAUGACGCCAGUUCUCUUAUGGACGAUGAAGAUGCAUCAAGUGAACCAUUUACUUCUUGUCAAUUGUAUGUGGACGAUCAUGAGGUGAAUACAGCCAGUAGUUUUGAGUAUGACUGUAGGUCAAUUGAUAUGAGCUCCACAGAAGAAGAACGUACUUUGCUUAUAAACCAAAAUCAAAGGAGGUACGAAGCCUUCCAUUGUCCUGAUCCAUGCGUCAUCCAUACUUUGUCCUGAGUGUUCUGUGGAACAAAUAAUUUACACAACUAAUGUUAUAACUUUUAGAUUAUGAAAACCAUGAUGAUAUUUAUCCAUCUGUAUAAUGCAUUCAUUUCAUUUAUAAAUAAUUUCUCGUGGACCAGUAUUGAUCAUCCUCAGACCCAGAUAAUAUUUUCAUUCCUUCUUGAAAACUUAAAAACUAAAAAUAUAUCCAAAAAAAAAUUGUGAAGUCUUAAAAACUUUUAAUCCUGUCGAAACUAUUGAAUGCCUUCAUUAUAAGAACUUUCUUAGUUAUAUAUAUUUCUUCAAGAGAGUUUUAGUAACAGUAUGAAUAUUCUAAAGCAUUAAUUGAAUGCUGAUGCAAAUACGCCAUCAACAGGAUUUCAGGAGUUACUUGGACAAUUUCUUCUGGGUAAAUUAUAAAUCAGUAUAAGCAAAUGUGAACUUAAGUGGAAGAAAAUACAUUCAUUUCAAAAUGCUUGAACUCAGCGAUUUGUUUUAAGCGUGAAGCUUUUAAAAUCUUUUCUGUUUGUAAAGCUUUCUUCAAUCUUGAAUAGUGAAUUGCUACUUAACAUGCUGAAUUUCCUGUUUUCUGCUAUGCCUUUUAUUUGUUAAAAGAUACUGAAUAAUUCAAUUUCACAUGCAGAUAACCUAUAUUUCUAAGUAUAUCUGGAUGUAGAUGAUGUUACUGCCAAGUAAAAAGUCAUGUAUGAUUUUUAUUGUUUUCCAACAAGCAGAUUCAAAUGCUAUCUUUAAUUUUGAUAGUGUCAUCAAGGAUACUGCCUAUGUAGUUUAUAUAUAUAUAUUGCUCAAUAUUCUUUUUGUUUAUUUAUUGCAUUCUACAUCCUCAGAUUGUUGUAGUUGAUCUGGGUAACAUUUUGUAGUAGCAUUAAUCUUUUAUUUCGUCAUAUAUUUUCAUCUCGCUUUUUUGCUAUUACAUAGUAUUUAUUUUCCUGUAUAUACUUAAACACUGCACAGUAAUGGUAUACCAAUUGUUAAUGAUUUUUACUUUCUUUUUGUAUUAAUAAAACUGUAAAUAUUGUU
Molecule: messenger RNA, 1681 nt
Organism: Argiope bruennichi
Lineage: Eukaryota; Metazoa; Arthropoda; Arachnida; Araneae; Araneidae
Exons: 2
Coding region: 176-655 (159 amino acids)
Source: RefSeq, a predicted model, not a curated record